Messenger RNA from Emericellopsis atlantica, 1706 nucleotides. Its product is annotated as histidine phosphatase superfamily. The coding region runs from base 149 to 1543 and encodes 464 amino acids. The transcript has a single exon. Gene Ontology annotation, cellular component: fungal-type cell wall. Gene Ontology annotation, molecular function: acid phosphatase activity. The record is from RefSeq and is a predicted model, not a curated record. NCBI's taxonomy places the organism in Eukaryota, Fungi, Ascomycota, Sordariomycetes, Hypocreales, Bionectriaceae.
UGGCCGUUGGACUACGUCAUACUCAUCGCGAUCCGUCGCGAGCAAGAAACUGAAACAAUUUCACCACCACGCGAGGUCUGUCACAUCAUCUUCAACGACCAAGCAUCCCCCCUUCAUUGUCCUCCAAGGACAACUUGCUCUGACGACAAUGCCAUCCCACCUCGCUACCUUGGUAGCAGCCGCGUCGUCGCUGGUGGCAUUGGCUGGCGCCGACGCCUCCUUCGCGCAACAACCGAUCCGGCCAUUGGACCACUCGCAAGGAUAUCAAUUCGACCCUCUCCUUCAUCUACCGGGCAUCUCACCCUACUUUGACGCCGUUGGCUUUGGCCUGUCCCACGCCGCGCCCGAGGGCUGCACCGUGUCCGCUGCGUCGUAUCUCAUCCGCCACGCCGCCAUCUACGCCAACGACGCCGAGUACGAAGACUACAUUCAGCCUUUCCUCGCCAAGCUGGACAAGCACCGCGGUGGUUUCUCGGGGCCCCUGGAGAUUCUCAACGACUGGACCUCGCCCAUUGAAGAGGACCACCUCGAGGACGUCACCCCCUCAGGCAAGGUGGACGCGACGAGGGUCGGCCAUCAUCUCGCCAAGCGCUACCCUCACCUCGCAGGGUCCGUCGAGCGCGUCGUGGCCGACACUAAAGCCAGGACCUACGAUACCGCCCGGGCCUUUCUAAAGGCGUUCCCCCACGACGGCGACAUUGACGUCACCCGCCUCGACAAGAAGGAGCUCAACGACGGCACGCGGGCUGUCCUCCCACACAAGGCGUGCUCCAACUUUACGAAAGCCCCCGGGACAGAGGAGCAGCUCGAGUUCCUCAAUGUGUACGGCACGCAGACCUCGCGUCGCCUGCGUCCCUUCACCCCAGACGGCUUCGACCUCGCCCCCAAGGACGUCUUUGCCCUCCAGUCCAUCUGCGGUUACGAGUCGGCCAUUCAGGGCGCGCGCUCGUCCAUUUGUGAUUUCUUCUCGGACGCCGAGUGGCUCUCGUACGAGUACGCCUGGGACAUGAAGUACGCGCACAUGGUCGGUCCGCUCAACCCUCUGUCCAGCUACCUUGGUUUUCCCUGGCUUCACUCGCAAUCCCAGCUCUUCGAGGCCAUUGACGAGGGCGUGGCGCUGGGCAACGGGACGACGAUCGAGUGGCCGACUGAGCAGCGUCUGUUCUUCUACUUUACGCAUCGCGAGGUGCCCCCCUUUGUAGCCACGGCGCUGGGCAUCUUCAAUUCCUCGUCGUACCAGGGACGCGACGAGUUUCCCACAUCGCACGUGAACCACGUGCGGGCGUGGAAGAUGUCUGAUCUGAUUCCAUUCCUGGGCCACGUCGGUAUGGAGAAGAUGACCUGUGACCGGGCGGACAUGAACGGGGGCAAGGGCGGCCAGGAGGACUUUGUGCGGUUCAUCGCCAAUACGGCGCCGCGACCGCUGCCCUUGUGCCAGAGCGGUCCGGGCGCCAGCUGCCCCUUUGAAACCUUUCAGGGGAUCGUCCGCGCGGGGAUGGACAAGUACGGGGACUUUGAUGGCGUGUGCCAGAAUGGGGGCUAGCCUAGAGGCACUGGGGGAGCGAUGAGGAGAUGUGCCGAAUGCACCACGGCACUGUACUGGAGUAGAAAGAGCAUAGCAUUGGAAAAAAUCGCAUUGGAGUUUCUACGUAUGUUUAGGAGAACUUUUGACAUAGCACGUGGCUCGGAUCUCGCAGGCCCGGGCC